AUGUAUUCAUCUGGUACAACUGGUGCACCAAAAUGUAUUGUUCAUGGACAUGGUGGAACAUUAAUAAAUCAUUUAAAAGAACAUCGAUUACACAGUAAUAUGAAAGAUGGAGAUAUUUUAUUUUAUUUUACAGCUGUUUCGUGGAUGAUGUGGAAUUGGCUAAUUUCAUCGAUUGCACUUGGUACACCAAUUGUGCUUUAUGAUGGUUCACCAAUCGUACCAGAUUACUAUCGACUUUGGGAUUUAGCUGAUGAAAUCGGAAUAACAAUAUUCGGCUGUAGUGCUCGUUAUUUAACAGCAUUAGAAGAACAACAUAUAUCACCUCACACACAUAAUAAACUUAAAAAAUUACAUACAAUUUUAUCAACUGGUUCACCAUUACACAGUCGAAUAUUUGAUUAUGUUUAUACAAAUAUCAAAACAAAUGUUCUAUUAGGUUCCAUAACUGGUGGAACAGAUAUUAUUUCAUGUUUUGCUGGUGUUAAUCCAACAUUGAGUGUUCAUCGAGGAGAAAUACAAUCUCCACAUUUAGCUAUGGCUAUUGAAUGUUGGUCUGAAGAUGGAAAAAAAUUGGAAGGUGAAAGUGGCGAACUUGUUUGUGUUAAACCAUUUCCUUCGAUGCCUGUUAAUUUUUGGAAUGAUUCAGAUGGCGAAAAAUAUCGUCGAGCCUAUUUUGAUAAAUUUCCAGGUAUAUGGAAUCAUUCUGAUUUUUGUCUUUUUAAUCCAGUUACUCGAGGCAUUGUUAUGCUUGGUCGAAGUGAUGGUACUCUUAAUCCUAAUGGUAUUCGAUUCGGUUCAGCUGAAAUUUAUUCCGUUGUCGAUCAAUUCAACGGUGAAAUUCUCGAUAGUUUAUGUGUAGCACAAAGAAAUCCUUCAACUGGCAAUGAACGAGUUAUACUUUUUCUUAAAGUAAGUAAACAAAAAAAAGAAAAAGAAAAACAAAGUUGA
Messenger RNA from Rotaria sp. Silwood1, 948 nucleotides. The record is from the annotation of a GenBank genome assembly. NCBI's taxonomy places the organism in Eukaryota, Metazoa, Rotifera, Eurotatoria, Philodinida, Philodinidae.